CUCAACAAUGUACAUAUCCUUAACUGAUUCGUAUUUAAUGAGUAGGAAUUGAUUGGGUUUGCAAAGCGAAUAAUUUACAACUAAAGUAAAUCCACAGAAAGCAUAUACAGUAGUGAAUGCGGGCUUUGGCUAUGUUGCAAAGCGAAUGUGUAAGGCGAUUUGUCUGAUUACAACUGUUUGAGUGGAUUGAUUUUCAAUUUGUUCGAUCAGUGUGAAAAAUAUCGCAGGUGUCAACUCAUCGAGAACAAAUGAAGUUCGGAUGUAUGAAUUGUCGUGGCAUUGUCAGGAUAUUUGGGUUUUAACGCCACUAUAUAACGAUAAUUUGAUUGUGAAUCUAUUCAUGUUUGAACGGUUAGAUGUUAAUUCAAUGGGAUUACACAAUAAAUAACAUAAACUGUUUAAGGUAAAGCAAUAAACGGUUAUCUCGCGUUCUCAGCAGCAAUGCCGACCUCUAAUGUGCAAAUGAUCACGUGCACCAUGUGCCAGGAGACGUACAAGCGUCCGAAGUACCUGCCGUGCCUGCACACGUUCUGCGAGUCGUGUCUCGAGCGCUACAUCGUCAAGAUCGCCGACAUCUGCACCAAGCUGGACAACAAGCUUCCCGCCUCCAUCUUCGAUAACAAGCCGUACAUAUGGACGGGCGAGGGGUUCCCGUGCCCGGUGUGCCGCGGGCACGUGCACAUGCGGAACGACCAGCUUAAGGGAACAUCACCACAACAGUGGGCCGCCAUGUUCCCCAUGAAUCAGCUCGUCCUAAGCAUCAUGGGGUACGAAGCGAUCCCCACGGAAAACGCCUGUACGCCGUGUCAGAAGAUUGAGGACCCGAAGCCGGCAGACCACUGGUGUCUGGAGUGCUCCGAGGCUCUCUGCCCAUCCUGUUCAGCUCACCACAGGGUUUUGAAGGCCACGGAUACACACGCGGUGGUUAAACUAAGCGAGCUUAAGAACCAGAAAGGACCGGUCAGUCACGUGGAGGUUUGUACGUGCCACGUGCAUGGCGGGAAAGUGGUAGACCUUUAUUGCGUUGACCACAACCAGUUGGCGUGCGAAGAGUGUGCAAAAAAUUCGCACAAAGACUGUGAACAUCUUAUACCAAUUGAAAAAGUUGCUGGCGAAAUUCGAAAUUCCGCUGAAGCGCAUAAGCUUUUGGAUAAGCUACGUGAGUGUAACGAAGAAAGCGAAUGCAUUAUACUUGAUAGAAAUAGGACAAUGGAUAAGCUGAACUCUCGUAAAAGCGUCUUUAUACAAAGAAUUAAAAAAGUAAGGGAUGAAAUUAAUAAAGUUUUAGAUGAACUGGAGACAAUAUUUCAUGACGAUUUUGACGCGACACAUGCAAAUGUUGUAGGCGAUCUGGAGGACCAGAUUGGACGAUGCCAACUUUUACAGAAAGCUGUGGACUCCUCAAUGGGAAUCCUAAAUGCGGCUAUUGAGCACGGGACAGACAACGAACUUUUUGUGGUCGCUCACAGCAUGGAAAAGGAGUUGCACAAAUACGAAGAGGUCAUCGAGAAAGAAACUAAACGCAUUUUCGAGAUGGAUUAUGAAUUUAACGUGAACUACGAAAUAGAACACAUACUCCUGUCCCUUGAUGAAAUCGGUUCCUUGAAAAUCACAAAACUGCCGACAACAGUGUCCCCAUUCGUGAAAAAGCAUGCUAAAAUCGUGGAGCGUUUCGACGCUACUUCUCCAAUGGACGAACGGUGCGCGGAGCUUACGGGCGGCACGUUCCUUCCGGAUGACCGUCUGAUGCUUGUGGACACCGCCAAUGAAAAGCUGAAACUGUUUACACCGGAAGGCGAUUUGCUGUGCGAGUUUGAAUUGAGUUCAGCUCCGUGGGACAUCACGUGUGUUCCCGGUGGAAUGGCGGCUGUUACACUUCCGGUCGAGAAGAAAAUAAUGAUGGUUUCCGGUCUUAACGAUUGCAUCACACCGAUAGAGCAAUUCUCGACAACUGGGGCAUGUUACGGGAUCGCGUACUCGUAUCAUGCUAAAGAGUUAGUGGUGACCUGCGACACGCCGGGAGACGGCAUGACGGUGGUCAAAGUUAUCUCUCUUUCUGGCGAGGAAGUUCGCACCAUAUCUGUAGGGGAAGAUGGUAAAAGUUUGAUAUCGCGACCAAGUUACGUCGCUACGAAUCCAUUUAACGCUGAUGUGUACGUGUCAGACGACUGCAACAACACGGUGAUAGGAAUAACCAUGAACGGUGAAUUCAGGUUUAGACAUAACGAGAUGUACUUACGACUUCCGGUUGGCAUAGCAGCCGACAACCACGGAUGCGUUUACGUCUGCGGCAACGGAUCCGGUGAUAUUUACCAGAUGUCACGUGACGGGCAGCGGAUACGGUUGCUAUGCGACGGUUUGCCCCAUCCGCGGGCAAUAGCCUUUGACCCGUACGCUGAGCGUUUUCUGGUAACAAGCGAUGGUUCUUAUAAGAGCACCGUGCAACUGUAUACGUUGUUCUGAAUUAUUUCAAGUGGGGGGGGGGGGACAGAAAUUCACCAAAUGGGCAUAUGGUUUACAUGAAUUUUCAUUUACACUUAAAUAAAUAAAUUAUAAGGAAACUAUUGAAAACUCAACUUAAAAGGUGAGUAAUUUAUAUAUGAGAAAUAAAUGAUGAACAUUCACUAAUCACUUUGUGAAGGUUUUGUAAACAACUUUACAGCCCAAUAAGACUAUUCGCAAAAUUAUUGCGGAAGUGAAUAAGUGAAUAAGCGUAUACGUAUAUUUGGUCAUACCAAUUGAGGACUAUUAUAUGCAUGGAUGUGCAUAUAAAAACCAACAAAGUCGACGGUAUGCACUGGCAUGGUGCGAUUGAUAUGUGUAAUAAAUGCCUGUUCUGGUGAAAGUAUAGAUGCUGUGAUUAAAACAAUGUGAUAAGAGCGUAGAUUCAUUGUCUAGAGUAGUGCACGAAUUAUUGUAUACUUGCAUCAUUAUAACUAUAAUAACAGGAGUGAAUAAGCUCGUUUAUAUGAUGCAUAGUUAUGAUUAUAUAGUUAAGCUUGUUAUUAAAUGCUUUUGGGCCGUGCUCUGUAAAAUGUGGGUUUAAUGCAUGUGCGGAAAGUAUCGUCCCAGAUGAGCCUAUGCAGUCCGCACAGGCUAAUCAGGGACGACGCUUUCCCCUUAAACUGUAUUUUGCUAAGAAGAGACUUUCUUUAAACAUAAAAUAUCUUAAAAGCGGAAGUUUCGUCCCUUAUCAGCCUGUGCGCACUGCACAGGCUAAUCGGGGACUACACAUUACGCAUAGGCAUGAAACCCCCUUUUGUCAGAGCGCGGCUCAUUUGUUUCUUCUUAGUCCGAUCAUGUUUAUCUAUUUUCCCGCAUUAUUCCUGUAUACCGACAACCUGUAAAAAGACAAUAAAUGAUAUAUAUAU
Messenger RNA from Dreissena polymorpha, 3371 nucleotides. RefSeq names its product tripartite motif-containing protein 2-like. Gene Ontology annotation, cellular component: nucleoplasm; chromatin. The record is from RefSeq and is a predicted model, not a curated record. Gene Ontology annotation, biological process: positive regulation of DNA-templated transcription. Gene Ontology annotation, molecular function: zinc ion binding; ubiquitin-protein transferase activity. Bases 442 to 2463 code for a protein of 673 amino acids. The transcript has a single exon. NCBI's taxonomy places the organism in Eukaryota, Metazoa, Mollusca, Bivalvia, Myida, Dreissenidae.